UCAUGCGGCACGAUGAUCGGGUCGUGGGUCAAGGUCGCCUCGGUGGCCCCCGACCGGUGGUGGGUGACCUUCCUGGGUCAGUGCAUCACGGCCGUGUCGCAGAUCUUCAUCCUGGGCAUCCCCGCCCGCCUCGCCGCCGUCUGGUUCGGCCCCACGCAGGUGUCCACGGCCUGCGCAUUGGCGUCUUCGGGGAACCAGGUCGGUCGAGGGGGGGAAGUUCGGGGUUCGUUGGGGUUCCUGCUGCCUCCUGCCAUCGUCCCCGACACGACCGACAAGGACGAGGUGGGCACGGGGGGCUCGCCAUCAUGUUCUACUCGUCGCCGGGCCUCACACGGUGCUCUUCAUCACCAUCAUCUUGGGUUGUUUAAGGAAUGUCCACCUACACCUCCCAGUGCAGCUGCACUCACGCAAGAAGACUCAGGCUCGUACUUCCAUGGUGUUGUAAGGUUGAUGAAGAACCCAAACUACGUCUUGCUUCUUUUAUCGUAUGGAAUCAACGUUGGUGCCUUUUAUGCCAUUUCAACUUUGCUCAACCAAGUUGUUCUGAAACAUUUCCCUGGUGAGACUCUGAAUGCUGGACGUAUUGGGCUCCUCAUUGUUCUCGCAGGAAUGUUGGGUUCUGUUGUGUGCGGUUUUAUUCUAGACAGGACAGCAAAGUUCAAGUUGGUGACACUGACUAUUUAUGUCAUGUCAAUGGUGUUCAUGCUGGGGUAUACAUUCAUAUUCCGCCUGGAGACGUUGUGGCUGGUGUUUGUCACUGCAGGGUUACUAGGGUUCUUCAUGACUGGCUAUCUGCCUGUGGGCUUUGAAUUUGCAGCAGAGUUAACGUACCCAGAAGCUGAAGGUACAAGUUCAGGCCUAUUAAAUGCAUCAGCUCAGUUCUUUGGCAUCUUUUGCACCAUGGCUGAUGGUCAGUUAUUAGAUAGCUUUGGUGAUAUGGCUGCCAAUUUGCUCCUAGUCGUGGUGUUGCUGAUAGGCUCCAUCAUGACAGGGUGCAUAAAAGAAGAACUACGAAGACAAGCUGCGCACAAGAAAACAGCCCCAUCAGGCAUUCAGCCCCAAGUGUGAAUUUAGAUUCUGUGAGGUUCUAUUUCUUUAUGGGGCAUAAUAUAUACAAUGACAAAAUCUAUGAGGAGGUAGAUUGUGUGUGUGUGUGUGUGUGUGUGUGUGUGUGUGUGUGUGUGUGUGUGUGUGUGUGU
Penaeus vannamei (Pacific white shrimp) is the source of this 1199-nucleotide messenger RNA. NCBI's taxonomy places the organism in Eukaryota, Metazoa, Arthropoda, Malacostraca, Decapoda, Penaeidae. The record is from RefSeq and is a predicted model, not a curated record.